AUGUCUGAACACAAAACCUCGUAUAUCUUCGUGGUGGGCGGCACCGGAGCCCAAGGCAUCCCAGUGAUCCGCGGGCUGGUCAAGGACAAAAAAUACAAAGUCCGAGCUCUCACGCGGGACGUCAACUCGAAAAGGGCCAAAGACCUCGUCGCUUUGGGCAAUGUCGAAUUAAUCGAGGGCACGUUCGCCAGUGAAGCCGACCUGCGCAGGGGAUUCCACGGCUGUGAUGGAGCGUUUGUCAAUAUUGACGGCUUCAAUUGUGGUGAGAAAACUGAGAUUUACUGGGCGAUCCGUAGCUAUGAGCUGGCGCUGGAGGAGGGAAUCAAGUUCUUUGUUUACGGGAAUCUGGAUUAUGUGUAUAAAAAGAGUGGGUAUGAUCCGAAGUUCAGAACGGGCCAUUAUGACGGUAAGGGGAGGGUGGCAGAGUGGAUUCUUGCUCAGAAUAAGGAAAAUCGGGACAGGAUGGGGGCUGCGGUUUUCACGACAGGCCCUUAUAUCGAAAUGUCGAUAUCGAUGGCGACGAUCUUUACACCGACGGUUGAGGAUGGAGUGGUGACGUGGCGGGUUCCUCUGGGCCAAGGGGCAGUCGUCCAUGUGGCGCUGGACGACUGUGAGCACUAUGCACGGUGGUUGUUUGAUAACACGAAGCGUUCAAAUGGAUUGGAUCUGGAGGUCGCGAUUGAUCACAUCCCCUACGCUGAGUUGGCUGCUGCCUUCGAGAAGGUCUCCGGGCAUCCGGCUCGAUAUAUCGACACUGAACUUGAUACCUACUGGACAACAGGGAACGUAGCUGCUGCUGCAAACACCGGAGGCGGGUACAACUCCGACCCAAAUGACCCUGCGUUCAUGACAUUCCGACAGAAUUUCACCGGUUUCUUCAACAUGUGGAAGUAUUCUGGUGGCAACAGUGGGGUGAUUCAACGGGAUUAUAAGCUUUUGGAUGAGAUCCAUCCCACCAGGAUCAGGAGUGCCGAGGAAUUCUUCCGCAGAGAAGAUGCCAAAGGGAAAGGACUUGGACUGGGAAGUCUCUGGGACCGUGUCCAGAAGAAGAACCUGAAGCCUAUCCUCAAAAUUGGCGAAGAUAGAAGAAAAGGUAGAUUGUGA
Molecule: messenger RNA, 1104 nt
Organism: Exophiala aquamarina CBS 119918
Lineage: Eukaryota; Fungi; Ascomycota; Eurotiomycetes; Chaetothyriales; Herpotrichiellaceae
Exons: 1
Coding region: 1-1104 (367 amino acids)
Source: RefSeq, a predicted model, not a curated record